This is a messenger RNA of Paramecium primaurelia, 891 nucleotides long. NCBI's taxonomy places the organism in Eukaryota, Ciliophora, Oligohymenophorea, Peniculida, Parameciidae. The record is from the annotation of a GenBank genome assembly.
AUGAUAAAUGAUUUUUUAGAUUUUUGCCAUAAAAAUGAUGGUCGUUAAAUUAACAAAUUAGUUUCUUCAAGAAAGAAAUGGAAGGAAGUUGAAGAUGAAUUAUUACUUAAAGGCAUAAGAAAAUAUGGAAAUCAAUGGAGUAAAAUAUAGGAAGAAGUACCAACUAAAGAUUCAAAACAAUGUUAAGCUAGAUGGAAGAUACUUAAAAAUGUAAUAUGUGCUUAAAGAUGUUUAAGAAAGAAGAAACUAUGGAUAGAUUGGAAGCUUUGGGUGAUUAGUCAGAGAUGGAAAAUCAAAAUCAUAAGAUAAAAAAGGUCAAGAUAUCAUAGAGAGAAAUACCUCGUAGAUACAAUCCACAUUUUGAUUAUAAUGAAGAAUCCUCUAGUGAAUCCAUGCAUCUAUAAUAAUUCUAAAAAGCUUUGAUUAAGUAACCUAAUUAGUUGUCAUUAUUAUAAUAACAACAUAAAAAAGAGUAAAUCCAGAAGUAGGCCUAAAGUUAAUAUUAAAAUGUGUGGAAUGCUAUGGAUGAUAAAAUGUUAUGGGCAGCCUUUAAAAUAUAUAAAGGAGUUUGGAAACAAAUAACAUCUCGAUUUUAAGAGAAAAAUCCAUAGAGUUGCAUGGAGAGAUAUUAAUUUGUUAGUUUAUAAAUUAUUAAUGUAGUUACUUUAAUAAAAAAGAAUGAAAUUGUAAGAAGAUGGAUCAUCUGUAGAUAUUAUUUCAUCUAUAACUGAAGAAAGUUCCAAAUUAGGUUCAGAGUAAUUCGAUUUAACUAUAAGUGAAGGUGCAUUUUCUACUGAUUUGCAACAAACUGAAUAUAAGAUAAUUUCUAUUGGAGUUUAUACUGUUUAAUAGUGUCAUACAAAUAUUGAAAGAAUUCUUAAAUCAUUUUCC